CUUCACCUAGUGACACGCGCUUGAUCACGUGAUCACAAAACGUAAACAAUAAACGAGCACGUGUUUACUAUGUGUACACUCAACGAAGCCAAAGAACGUUAGUGAUAAUUUAUGGGACUGCGUUUAUAGAUUAAGUUCGCCUAUCCGUUCAAUGUGAACGAAUAUUAAGACUUUUUUUGAAUGAAAAGCGACACGUCAGACUGCACCUAGAUCUAUUUUUAAUUUCGGAAUUGUGUCAAUCAUGACAGUCUCCCAAAAUUUUCCCCAAUCAGAGUGAGGCUUUUGACCUUGUUUCCGGAAAUUGAAAAAAAUGGCGCACAUGGAUUCGUCAACAAUUACAGUGAAAACAGCAGACGGCCGGCUGACUCCCGACAAAGACGAUAUGUUAGAUCCUGGCGGUGACGAAAUGAAGAAGAGUAGUUCUAGAUUCAAAGUAGCUCGAGUUGAAUUUGUUGAAAAGAAGGACGACAAUGAAAAUGAGGAUGGGGACUGGAGUAAAACCGACCAAGUCAAUCAUGGCAACAGAAGCCCGGAAUCUCCAAGUGUUACGUUUUCCCUUGGAACCGAUUCCUUGACACAUUCAUAUGAUACAGGCAACAUGAAAACGUUUGCAAUGAACACACAUGAAGCCUUGCCAUGUAUGGAUCAUUAUAGGAAUAUUUUGUCAGCCACAGGAGUUUUGAAAAGUAGACCGACAUUGGCAGAAUUACAUGAAGAAAUGGCAAUAGAAAUGGAUGAAGCUGGUGGUGAUGCUAGAGGAAGACAUAAAGAGCCAUUAAUAGGUAGUGAGGAGAAGAUAAUAGGUGAUGGACAGCCUGUAGUAACAACAGAAAAGACAACCGGUUCAACCAAGUUUGGUUGGAUCAAGGGCGUUCUGAUAAGAUGUUUAUUAAAUAUAUGGGGUGUUAUGUUAUUUAUACGAUUGUCAUGGUGUGUAGGACAAGCUGGUAUGGUGUGUACUUCAUUAAUUAUUUUAUUAUCGGGUGUCGUAACAACUUUAACAGCUUUAUCUAUGUCUGCUAUAUGUACAAAUGGUUCAAUAAAGGGAGGUGGAGCCUAUUUUAUGAUAUCACGAAGUUUAGGACCUGAGUUUGGUGGUGCCAUAGGUCUGAUAUUUUCUGUAGCUAAUGCUGUAGCUGUAGCUAUGUAUGUUGUUGGUUUUGCUGAAACUGUUAGAGAUUUAUUAAAGGCCAAUGAUGCGUUAAUGGUAGAUGAAGUGAAUGAUAUACGUAUUGUUGGUGUUAUAACUAUUGUAAUAUUAUUAGGUAUAGCUAUUAUAGGAAUGGAGUGGGAAGCCAGGGCACAGUUAAUCCUGUUAGGAGUAUUGAUAAUAGCUCUAGUAGCUAGUGCUGUGGGUUCUUUUUUGCCACCUCCAGAAGAGAAAGUUGUUAAAGGAUACAUAGGUUAUAAUGUAAAAUUAUUUGAGGAAAAUCUGUUACCUGAUUAUAGAGAAGGAGAAAGUUUUUUUUCUGUGUUUGCUGUUUUUUUCCCUGCUGCUACUGGUAUUCUAGCAGGUGCUAACAUAUCGGGGGAUUUAAAAGAUGCAUCUGCAUCGAUUCCAAAAGGAACAUUGAUGGCUAUCUUGCUGUCUACCAUUAUAUAUCUUAUUGUUGCCUGGAUGUUGGGAGCUAGUGUAGCAAGAGAUGCUACUGGUUAUCUCCCUGCUAUAGUAGUCACCAACUUCACUAGUACAAUAGUAAAUGGUACAACUGUAAUGAAUAGUACCAAUAUUAUUAUUCCCAGACAUUAUAAUUUAGAUAUUAUACGAAAUUGUAGUCAGACAGCAAGUGGGGUUUGUGAUAAAUAUGGAUUAUUGCAUGAUUAUCAGGUUAUGGAAAUGAUGUCUGCAUUUGGACCAUUAGUAACGGCUGGUAUAUUCUCUGCAACCCUAUCAUCAGCAUUAGCUAGCCUUGUGUCAGCUCCUAAAGUCUUCCAGGCUGUGUGCAAGGAUAAAAUAUUCCCUAAAAUCCACAUUUUUGCUAAAGGUUAUGGCAAUGAUGACAGUCCAAGAUUGGCAUAUUUAUUAGCUUUUGCGAUUGGUUUUGCUUUUGUAUGCAUAGGUGAUUUAAAUGCCAUAGCUCCUGUGAUAUCCAACUUCUUUCUCAUGUCGUAUGCCCUGAUUAACUAUUCCUGUUUUGAUGCCUCAUUAGCUAGAUCUCCAGGUUGGAGACCAGCAUUUAGAUUUUAUUCUAUGUGGAUUAGUUUAUUAGGAGCUAUAAUAUGUCUAGCUGUUAUGUUUAUAAUUAAUUGGUGGACAGCUUUAAUAACAUUUGGUGUUAUUUGUGCCUUGUUUGUUUACGUCCAUUAUAGAAAACCAGAUGUUAAUUGGGGUUCAUCUACACAAGCCCAUGUAUAUAGAUCAGCUUUACAGUCGGCACUAAAAUUAAUAUCAGUUGAAGACCAUAUCAAAAAUUUUAGACCACAAGUAUUAGUAUUAUCUGGUGUACCUGAGAACAGACCAGCUCUAGUAGAUUUUGUAUCUCAUAUAACUAAAAAAAUCAGUUUAAUGGUCUGUGGUAACAUUGUGGUGGGUGACCAAAAGCAUAAUUUAAAAGUAGUAUUAUCAGAAGAAGCGUAUGCUUGGUUGAAUAAAAGACAUAUCAAAUCAUUCUAUAGAACGGCUACAGCACCAUCGUUUAGACUGGGAGCACAGUCCUUAAUGCAGUUAUGUGGUAUUGGUAAGCUUCGUCCUAAUCUAUUAAUGAUGGGCUUCAAAUCAAACUGGUCUUCAUGUUCCGGUAAAGAAGUUCUUGAAUAUUUUAAUGUCAUUCAUGAUGCAUUUGAUCUAAGAUUUGGUAUAGGUAUAUUAAGAUUAAAGGAAGGUUUUGGUCUUGAUGUUGAUCAUGAGGCAGAUUUUGAACCAGACACACUUGAUCCAACAGAGGAUGAUGUGAGUGAAGAUGAUAUAACACCAGAAGAUACACCACCUCUUCUACAGGAGACUAAAACAACAUCUAAUAUUAACGGUGGCGAACAUAAAAACGCUAAUAAUGGUGGUGCACCAGUACCUAAACCUGACUUACAGAUAAAUAAAGAAGUUUUAAAAGCUAUGAAUAAAUUUCAUCGUGGUAAAAAGAAGGGAACAAUAGAUGUAUGGUGGCUGUUUGAUGACGGCGGUUUAACAUUGUUGAUACCCUACAUUUUAACAACUAAAUCUCACUGGGGUAAUUGUAGAUUACGUGUAUUUACUGUCAGUAAGAAGAAAGGUGAAAUAGACAGAGAACAACAACAAAUGGCUACGUUAUUAUCAAAGUUUAGGAUAGAAUGUAAAGAUAUGAAUGUUAUAAAUGUGUCAAAACCACCAAAAGAAGAAAGUGUUCGAGAUUUUAAUUCACGAUUGAGUGAUUGGAUGUUAGAUGAGAGUAAAGGUGAAACAUCAGAGAACUGUCCAUGGAAAACGUCUGCUAAUGAAUUAGAAACGCUGAAAGAUAAAACAAAUCGUCAUAUACGUUUACGUGAACUAAUGAUGGAAAAUUCAAGGGAUGCAUCUUUAAUUGUGAUGACACUGCCUAUGCCAAGAAAAGCUGGUUGUUCCGCUAGUAUGUAUAUGUCAUGGAUAGAUACAUUAACAAGAGACAUGCCACCUAUAUUAUUAUUACGAGGCAAUCAAACCAGUGUUCUUACAUUCUACUCUUAGUUGACAUCCUGAAAUAUGAAGACUGCGCAUUUAAUUAAUUGUUAAUGUUAAUAGUGCUGAUUGAUUGCUACUUACUUAGUUAUCAAAUAGAAAUAAGUCAUAUACUUUUAAGAUUUAUGUCUGUGAUGAAGUGCAAUCAUAUUUUUGUUUUUGAAUAUAAGAAUAUAAAUAGCCCCAAUCUUGUAAUAUUUGGAUGGCUGAUAUAUUAUUUAUAUGCUGCUCAUUAUUAGGCCAUUAAAGGAAAUAUUCUAUUUCUCAGAUAUCUCUGUAUAACAUGUAAUUUCAAAAAAUAUAAAAACAUCCUCAUUGAUUACUGUUUGUUCAUAUUUACUUGGUAAAACUGGAAGUGUACCCUAGGUUCAGUCAUCUAGUAACAUCUUCUGAUUAAUGUUUUUGACAAUCGAAAAUGGUACUGGACAGUUGUAAAUUGACUCAUUGUUAAAAGAAAUGCUGACCAUCAAUUUGUCUGGUUAAUUUUUAAAGAUCUUUUAAGUCUUUUGUGGAUGAUAAUUAUACUCCAUUGAGGAACAUUCAUAUUAGAACUUCCAAAUCUCUCUUUAUGCUUUCAUCUGUAGACUGAGACGAAAAUAAGUUACUGUUUGUAAAGAAACUUAAAUUCACCUUUUUUGAAGUAUUACCCGAGAACUAGUAUAUUUUUUGUAUGCCGUAGUUCUGUAUAUAGGACUGAGAUAGUCUCUAUAACUGCUGGGAAAGCCAGAUAUAACAUAGCUUUAGCCAAUAUGCAAUCAUCUUGUAUAUAUGUAUAUAUGUAGGUAUUUUUUUAAUAGAAUAGUUGACCAAGGGCAUUAAACUGUUAUAAUAGUGUACAUUGUUUGCCAAUCUGAUUAAAACACAAAUCCCAUUUGUUUCUUUUUUUUAUAGUUCAAAAUUUCUUUUACUUGUCUGUACUACACUAGAAUAGGGAAGCGUUGUUAUAUAAUCGCAGUCUGGAUGAUGUGAGGGAUUAAAUAAGGAAAGGUCUGUUCUGGCAAGUUUUUUUGGCGUGAGGUGCACAGAAUUGUAGGCAACCCACAAGAAACAUCAACGCUGAUUGGUUAAUCAAAUGUCUGACAUCACAGGGUCAAAAGCCACUUGUAUGACUGCUGACGUGACCUUCCAACCAGUCAGAUCUUCAUGUAGUAUAGACCAUCGAAAGUAUAAAAAAUGAAACAAGAUAUAGAUCUGUAUUAAUCAGAUUGAUUGUUUGCUUGAUAGAGUGUCUUUCAAAACUAUAGUACACCGUAUUGUACUGUUUGUGAAUUGUCGUAGAGCUAUCAAGGAAAUUAAAAGAAACACCAAGUAAUCAUGGAUAAUAAAUGAAAUGAUAAUUUAAUACAAGUCAAAAGUUUGCUUUUAUGGUGUGAAAUGUUUAGUUGCAUCAAUAGAAUGUAAACUUAGUGUUACUGGUAGUCUUGAAAUGAUUCUUGUACUGUGUUGAUGAAAAUUAACCCAUUCUUUUCUUUUGGUUGUUUUUUGUGUUAAGUAUCUUUUUAUUAUUUCAUUUUAUAAUUAGAAGUGUGACAGAUUUGAUUUAUAUUGAAUGGCUACUUUAAAGCAAAUUGUUUCAGUCAAGAUUGGUGAAUUUUGGGGAAUUUCAAAAUUUUCUAACCAAACUUAUCCUGCUAUAAAAAAAAACCAACACAAUUACAAGCUAUCAUGUGCUUAGAUCUUUUGAUUGUGAAAGCCAUUGUGACUCGUUGAGUAUGGUGCUGGCUCAGAAUCCAGGAGAUCCUGGUUUUCAUUAUGGUAUUGAAUCAGAAAGCUGCAUGGAAAUUUCAAGCCAGGUUUCCCCCUUGUCAGUAGUGCAGACAAGGAAAAGUGUCUAGUUGUUCGAAUGGGACAAAAGAACAUUGACUACCUGUUAAAGAGUAGGCCAAAGCACUGCUGACCCUCACUUCACACUGCAUAACAGUUUCUGCAGAAAAGUUUGACAUCAUUUCAUUGUAAAGCUAAGAAAUAUUGUGUAAAUUUAAUCAGUGCUAGGUUACAUUUAGUUUCUUGACAUUUAAGUUUAGGGAAUAUUUUGUAUAACAGUAUGUCUUAUUGAUUUAUUUACACAUUUAGAUAAGUGCUAUUUUCUGCCAUUUUAAUAAAUUAGAUAAUUAAAUGAACAAUUUUCAUUAUUUUGAUCAUAUUGCAUUGCAUAUUUCUCUUGUUAAUCUUCAUUUUGUUAUAAAUGAACUUAGUUCUAAACAGGUCACAGUUCUAUGUAAUACAAUUACUGUUUAUUACCGAGCACUGUUUCAACUAGACUUCUCUAGUCUUUAUCAAGAAUUGUGUCCUGUGUAUUUCUAGUUCAUUUAUUAAAUACCAUUGGAAACAAUUGAAUCUUAUUUCAGUUUUCAUGUAAAAUUUGGGCACCAAAUAUAUAGUGUACAUGCACAAUUAUAUGUAAUAUGCAUGAUUAAAUCAGUUCUUAUGCAAUCAAGAAAUAUUGGUGGAUAAUAUGAAUAAUAAAUCCGAUAAUCUAGUGAUAAAUUUAUAUUGCACAUUAAUUUUUUAGUUAAUUCCAAACUUUAUAUAAAAAUUCUGAAAUUUUGUAAAAGAGCUGAUCAAUUUAUUCAUACAAUAAAUUUACAUAACCGCAAAAAUAUAAAAACGAUUUUGAAACCAAAUUGAAAAUGCUUUAAUUUGUCAGUAAUCAGUUUAUUUGGAGACCAUGGUUAGAUAUGCUUUCAUCCCAUAGUUGAAAUGUGUUAAAUAUUUUUAAAGGGACCCUCUUUAAAAUGUUGUUUCAAGUGUCUUUACAUUGUUAUCAUUAUACAUAGAAUAACUGUAUAUAUACCAGAACAGAAACUUACUCAUAUUUUUGUUACGCAUUUAGUGUAUAUAGUAUAUUGUUGUAAUGUAUAAUUACUUGUAUAGAAGAUGUCUAGUUUUGUAUACAUAUUUAUAGUGUUCAGUAUAUUAAUUAUGAUGUACCCAGAUGGGUAGAGGUUAAAUUAUAAAUGUUAAUAUUCUUAUCUGAAUUAUAUUAGAUCUAUUUAAUACAACUGUUUCACAAUCAUUUAUUUCUGGUCAGUAGACUGUGACGGUGUCUUUAAUUGGUCUGGUUUAUUUAUAUAAACAUAAAACAGGAUAUGGAUUUCCAAUUUGGCUUCUUGAAUUUGAAGUAACACAUUUGGUAGAGUGAUAUUAAAUAUUUGAUUUGACCUCUAUCCAUUACUUAUCUUAACAUUGUCAAGUGUGAAAAGUUACAUACUAACAUCAAGUGACACAUUUAAUCAAGAUGUGAUGGUGUGAUUGUAGACAAGCUGUUUGUUACAGCAGUUACGAGUAUAUAAGUUGUAUUACUUAUCACACUUGAUGGUUGUGAAUAUUCCUAUUACUAGUUAUAAACAUACUACGCAAAUACAACUAACUCACACACACACACACACACACACACACACACAUUACGCAAAUAUGUCAUACUUGCAAUUUACACAAGAGCUUAUGCCAUGUCCUUAUGAACGAAUAUAUAGUUCAAAUUUUAAAAAAAUGAGUUUUGGAGGUGAUAUAUAUAUUUAGUUAAUGACAUAUUUAUUAAACAUAAUAAUAGUUAUUACUUGUUUUAGAACAAUAUGGUUUGGUUGAUACUCCAUAAAGUUUAUGAAAGAUUGACUUAUACCAAUUACUCAGGUAUAUAAAAUGAGUAGACUAUUAAGAAAUUGGGUUGUGAAAUGACUACUCUAGAAAACUUUUUUUUUUUUUUACAUUGUUCAAAAGCUAGAUAACAUCCAACAUCAUUCAAUCUUUAAUUAUUGACCUACAAUAUACUCUGGCCAUUUUUUUUAAUGGAACCAAAUUAGUGGAGAAAGUUGAUGAUAUUUCCAACAAGAAGGGAAAAUAACAGAAUUAUACAUUGCAUUGUAAUAUUUUAUUUGAAAGGACAAUAAUUUAGUCUUAUUAUUCAGAAUCUCGUUUCCAGCUUUUAUAUUUAAACAUAUUUUACGUUAUUUUCUUGUUCAGUUAUUAUAUUCCAAGUUAUUUACUUAUUUUAUUUUUUACUGCCAUUUUAUUCCAAAAAUAUACAUUAAUAUUUUGAGAAAGGAGAUAAAUGUAGACAACACAGUUGCUUUACAUUCCCAUUCUGUCUAUAGUCUAUUCUAUCUAUAGCAGUGAGAGACUGUAUUAGAAUAUUUGUUAAUACUUAACAUCCUAGUUAGAGUAUAAUGCCAUGCUUUGCCAAUACUAACUUUAAUGUAUUUGUUAGCAAUUUUUAUAUGCACACGUUAAAAUGUGGUCAUAUAUUGGCCUCCCGUAUCCGUAAGUCUGGCUGACUGGCAUCCACAAACAAUUAUGGCCCUUGAUCACUUUGAAAUAUCUUGUGGAUGCUCCACAGGCCAAAGUGACCAUUCUAUUGACUUUAGUCUUUAGAUUGAUACAAGAUCUUGAGACGAACAAUUAUAUUGAUUUUCAAUGAUUUUUGAUAACUUGAACAGCUAAAUAUGAAAUGUUUUGUAUACUAAACAUUAACAUACGAUAGAACUAGAAGCCAAACAAAUUCUAAUGAUUUUCUGAUAAUUACUUAAACAUACAUUAUGCAAGAGCUAAAUCUGUCUAUUGCAGGUCUUUCUUUAGGCCUAAAAUGUUAUCUAGAUUAUUAAUUAGACAUUAAUUAACUUAUCCAGACCAUAAUCAACUCUAGAUGGCAUCGCUAGCCUGCGAUCUUACGUGGAUUGUGAUCCGAUUUACUGCAUAACUUUUCUUCUCGAUUAAAUGGAUAAUCGAGACUAUGCUGUUUAACGUACUGACUUUAGUAAUGAUGACCAAGGCUAGGCAGAAAUUUUAUUCGCUUAGUUCUCACUCCAUAGUGGAUCAAUUUGAAUGAAAUUUUCAGCAAAUUGCCUUUACGUUAUCUAUUUUUUAAUUAUUAUAGUGAGAACUGCCAACUCGUUAUCGAAUCUCCCAUAAUGUAUCUUUAAUGAGUUGUUACUCUUAAGAAGAUUUUAGUGUAUUAUAAAUGUUUCAUUACCGACAAAAGAACAAAUAUGUGACAACUCUUAUUGACUGUCCGGGCAACUUAGCUGCUGUGGGCGUAUGUAUCGUUGGCUGGCAACCCAUGUUUUUAAGGAUAUUGGUUGUAUUAAAAAACACUAAAGUAUCUAUCGAAAAUAUAUAAUUACAUUAAUCAAUAUGAAGUUUGACUAGUAGGCAGCUGGACAGGUUAUUGUUCUGUAAUUCUACUGGACAAAAAAAAAAAGAAUGAUGCCCCUCCCCUGUAUGGUUGGCCAAAAUUUGUAUUUCUAUAUAGAGAUAGAGAGAUUGGGUUUACUGUCCAUGCAAUACAAACUAGGUCAUUUUGGGACUAACAUAUGGUUCUAUUUUAUUUCAAUAAUUAGCUGUGGGAAAAAAACAGGACCUGGAGUUGAAAACCCAUGAGGUUGGACAAGCGACCCUACUUCUUGUCACAUACAAACAGGAUAUCAAAAUAUGCCACUUGACUCAGUGACAGACAAUAUGAUCUAACACUUACACGUUGAACCAUUCGGCCACCCACCCCUUAUUUCUAUAUACCACAUGCUUCUAAAAUAAAAACUGUAUCUGUUGUAGUUUAGGGUGAACAGGUGUAUAGGGUGCUAGUUAUCAGUAUUGUAAUAUUGGUGUAUUGGUGAACAAUGUCUAAUAUAGGCAGUGUGUAAUAAUCAUACCAUAAUACUUUCUAGUUAUUGGGACCAUGUAACAAAUCGGAAUGUUUAUAUUUGUCUUAUUUUUAUUCUGUUUGAAAAUAUUGAGUUAAUAUAAAUACUGAAUACUUCCUUUAACUGGUGUGUGUAGCUUUAAAUGUUUGUUGGUUGGUCGAAAUUGAAUUUCUUUACAUACAUUUUUUUCUUUUUAUUUGGAUGUACUGUCUCAUAAAUAUUAAAUUCUGUGCAACAUAAAUGACAGUGUCUCUUAGUCACUGAUGGGAUACUCUUUAAAGUAUUCUUAUUUAUUUUUUGUAUAGACUUUAAAUUAAUUUCUAGUAUUACUUGUAUUGCAAUAUUCUAAAUCUAUCAAUGUUUGGGUUCGGAUUUGAAUUUUUAUGAAAAACAAACAAAAAUACAACUUUUUAUGACAGGAAUUAUCUACAGAAAUAAACAGAAUAA
Patella vulgata (common limpet) is the source of this 9708-nucleotide messenger RNA. RefSeq names its product solute carrier family 12 member 2. Gene Ontology annotation, molecular function: sodium:potassium:chloride symporter activity. The record is from RefSeq and is a predicted model, not a curated record. The transcript has 23 exons. Lineage: Eukaryota; Metazoa; Mollusca; Gastropoda; Patellidae. The coding region runs from base 311 to 3637 and encodes 1108 amino acids. Gene Ontology annotation, biological process: chloride transmembrane transport; chloride ion homeostasis; potassium ion import across plasma membrane. Gene Ontology annotation, cellular component: membrane.